ACGCCGUGAGGAUUCAUACUCCGUAGUACGGAAGUACGCCGGAUUUCAUCCUCAUCACUACUCAGCGAUGGCGCAGGGCAAGAACAAGUUUAAAGCGCAGAGACCCGGAGGGGCGAAAAAACAAACAAACAAACCCAAAGGACCGAAGAAAGGCGGUCGGAUCAUCGCUCCGAAAAAAGCAGCGAUAGUUCAGCAGCAGAAACUAAAAAAGGGUCUGGAGGUGGCCAUCAGGAAUAAGAUUGAACAUGAGGUGACUCAGAAAGCCAGCACGUCCUUACACAAGAGACUGAGUGUCCUGAAAACCCCCCAGGGGAAAGCAGGAGCAGCAGGAAACACCAAAACCACCAACGCUGCACCCUCUAAAUAAUCUACACCACAAUCUACACCAUACGGACACAAGUUUGUGGACACCUGAGCAUAAUUGUUCAUAUGUGCUUCUUAUUUGAUCAUCUCAUUCAUCAUUGUUUGUAAUUCCGUGUAUGAGCACUAGGUGGUGACAGAACCUGCAUUAUGUGUUUGAUGUAGAAAAGGAUAUUCAUCAGGCAUUGGAAUACUGAAUAAAAAAAAUGAA
Messenger RNA from Silurus meridionalis, 571 nucleotides. RefSeq names its product chromosome 24 C19orf53 homolog (gene c24h19orf53). The record is from RefSeq and is a predicted model, not a curated record. The transcript is spliced from 3 exons. Lineage: Eukaryota; Metazoa; Chordata; Actinopteri; Siluriformes; Siluridae. The coding region runs from base 68 to 367 and encodes 99 amino acids.